This is a messenger RNA of Planococcus citri (citrus mealybug), 3149 nucleotides long. Its product is annotated as angiogenic factor with G patch and FHA domains 1. The record is from RefSeq and is a predicted model, not a curated record. The transcript has 20 exons. Gene Ontology annotation, molecular function: nucleic acid binding; protein binding. Lineage: Eukaryota; Metazoa; Arthropoda; Insecta; Hemiptera; Pseudococcidae. The coding region runs from base 159 to 2921 and encodes 920 amino acids.
CUCCAUUAAAAAUCUAAACAAACGUAUCCGAAUCCGAAAAAAAAUGAUAAAAAACGAAUCCGAUGGAUUGAUACUUUGAUAGAACAAGAAGAGCGAGAAUAUUAAUUGUAUUGUGAUUAGUAAUUCUUUUUCCUAAUUAUUGGAAAUUGUCUUUAAAAAUGGUCCAUCGCUGUUGUGUGAGUGGAUGUUCAAGCCGUGAUGAUGAAGUCCGCAUGCAUAAAUUUCCCACUAAUAACGCUACGAAUAAAGAAAGGCUAAAAAUCUGGUUCAACCAUUGUCGACGUGAAGAAGGCUGGAUUCCAUCGAAUAGAAGUUCAAUAAUAUGCGUAAAACAUUUCGAUGAAUCGCAGUACGAAAUAUACCGCAUAGAUCGUCCACCUGAUAAUAGAAAACUUCGACAAACAGCUAUUCCAACAUUAUUUCCUGGUGUGCCAGAACCUCCCAGAAUUCGUGGAAAAAGCGCCAAGCAUAAUCUUGAAGGAUCAAAUAAUGAAAUUUCUGGUCGGCCAAAAUCUUCUAGAAUUCGUAGAAUAAAACCCAAGCCAGUGGAAAAAUCUGAAUGUACAGAAAAUCAACUUGAAGAAUCGAAUGAUGAAAUUUCUGGUCGGCCAAAAUCUUCUAGAAUUCGUAAAAUAAAACCCAAGCCAGUGGAAAAAUCUGAAUGUACAGAAAAUCAACUUGAAGAAUCGGAUGAUGAAAUUCCUGGUCGGCCAAAAUCGUCUAGAAUUCGUAGAAAAAUAGUCAAGCCAGUGAAAAAAUGUGAAUGUACAGAAGAUCAACUUGAAAAAUCGAAUAAUGAAUUACCUGGUCGGCCAAAAUCUUCUAGGAUUUCUAGAAAACAACUCCAUCCAGUGAAAAAAUCCAAACGUACAGAAAAUCAACUUGAAGAAUCGAUUUGUGAAUUUCUGAGUUUGCAACAACAUUCCAAAACUUCUAGAAAAGCAGUCCAGCCAGUGAAAAAAUCAAAACGUUCGGAAAAUAAACUUGAAGAAUCCAAUUAUGAAACCGAAAAAGUUACUUGGCAAAGUUUUAAGAAUAUCAAUAUAGAAGGGAAAGAAGAUGAAGUGAAUAAUACAGAGGCCAGCAACAAAAAACAUCAAAAAGAAAAACGUGGUCGAAAAGCUACAAAGAUGACACCUGAAAAAGCAAUAGAAGAUGAGAAUUGGAUGAUGGUUGAAGAAUACGAGGUCUCGAAUGAUAAUCAGAUGUUCCACCUCACCCCGGAAGAAAUGUCUCCACAUGCAGAAAUUUGGCAACCAGAGAGUAAAGAAUUAUUGAAAGAAUUCGUCGACGAAGAGGAUUUACACCUUUACACCGAUGAUGCCUUCAACAACGACCUUUCCAAGGAAGAUACAACUUCUCCCAAAUAUGCUGAAAAAUUACACGAUAUUAUCAAAAAACAUAAACGCCUUAUAAAGAAAUUAUGCGACACUCUUCUAAAGUUGAAGAAAUCCAUUUCAACUUGCGAUACGGAUACACAAACUGACCCUGAUACAAAUGAUAAUGAUUCUGGUCAAACGAAAACGACAGAUACGACAUGGAAAGCUGACAGUGUUUCUAUCGAAGAAAUGGUCAAAGAAGCUGCCGAAGAUGCCAUGAAAAAAACAGGAUUUGUUUACGAAUCGACUUCUGGAUUAUACUACGAUUAUAACACAGGCUAUUAUUACAAUGCUGAAAUGGGAUUAUAUUACGAUGGUAAUAGUGGAACAUAUUAUCGUUAUGACGAAAGCACUAAAUCGUUCGAGUUCCAUUCCCAAGUUGAAUUUCCUCCGAGUACUUCUGUUGACGAUGCUCAAACAGAAGGCAAGCGUAAAAAGAAGUCUAAGAAAAAUUUGGGUAACAGUGAAAACGUAGAAGAUGAACUCACUAGUCGUAAAAAAGUAAAGAGAGAUGACGAGAGCGACGUCGAAGAAGGCGAAUGUUCCGAAGAUAGUAAUGCACCAUCCGAUAUCAGUUCUGAUAAAGAUAUCGAAUGCAUCGAAAAUCAAGAAGAUAAAUCCAACUCGUGCGUUAACGCUGUUAAAUAUAAUCCCGAUGAAGUAAGCAAAGCGUGGCCACCAUGUAUGCGAAUCAUCGUUAAAGAAACUAAUGUAAAGAACUUGAAAACCGGUACAUUAUUUAUGAUCACUUACGAUGGAGGUACUCUAGGCAGAGAAGGAGAUCAUCCAGUUCUAAUCCCAGAUGUGAAUAUUAGCAAGUACCAUGCUAAGUUCAGUUUCGAUACCAAAGACGCUAAAAGUGAAAUCGGUAACUACACGUUGACUGAUUUGGGAAGCAGGAAUGGUACUUUUAUCGAUGGUAAAAGAUUAUCUACUGCUAUGCAAGAAAGUGAACCGCAUCCUGUAUUGCAUGAUACUUGCAUUCGUGUCGGUGGCACCACACUCCUUUGUCAUGUGCAUCCUGGUCGAGAAACUUGUCCUGAUUGUGAACCUGGGUUAUUACUCAGCAACGAUGAGGAAAAACGAGCUGCUUACGUACUCGAAGAGAAUAUGUCUGAAAAACGUAAAAAUGAACUGAGGAAAUUAAAGAAGAAAUUCGGAUUCAAAUUAACCGGAGAGAAUAACGUUUCAGUUACCAAUCCUGAGUAUAAAGAUAGAGCCGAAAUUAGACGACAAACUGUCGGAUCUCAUAGUGAUAGUUUCAAGACUGAAGUGGCUUCUGUUACUCAACCUAUAAAAAAGACUAAUAAAGGUUUCAAAAUGUUGGCCAAAAUGGGAUGGUCUGAAGGAGAGUCUCUGGGAGCCAAAUCAGAAGAAGGAAUUACAGAACCUAUUUUGGUCCAGCAGAGAGUUGAAAAGGUCGGUCUGGGAUACGAUCAGCCCGUAGAACCUGAACUGAGUAAAGCCGAUAAGAAGAAGCAAGAAAUGUGGAAGAAGACUCAAAUACGAUAUCAUAAUUUACCAUCGAAUCAAACCAGUUGAUUGAAAUCGAGAUAUUGGUCCGCCAAUGUGUCUGGGUUACUCUGACCUUCAAAUACGAGUAUAUACCCGAGAAAAUUAUCGAGUGCCGAAGAAAUUUUUUAUACGGUCAAAUUUUUUAUCGCUUCGGCUUGGUCGCGUGGAUUUGUUGAGAGAUGGUAUUAUUGUUUUUAUAUUCGCAAUAAAUUUUGUUUUUAAUAUUUUACGACGAAUAAAUUUUAUAUUUUGUUA